UUUUUCUUCCCUUGUUCACUAUAGGGCACUCAUAUUUCCUCUUCUCAUCCGACAAGGAAAACCAACACCAUUUUUCACUUUUGUGCUAGCGCUUCUGUUCUGUAUUUAUAAUGGAUACUUGCAAGGCCGAAGCUUAAGCAACUAUGCAGAAUUUCCUUCAGGCUGGUUAAAAGAUCCACGUUUCAUAACAGGUUUGAUAGGGUGGUUGAUCGGCAUGGCAAUCAAUAUUCAUUCUGAUCAUAUUCUCAGAAACCUGAGGAAACCUGGGGAAACUGGUUACAAGAUACCAAGAGGAGGAAUGUUUGAGUAUGUCAGUGGAGCCAACUUCUUUGGAGAGAUUCUGGAAUGGUUUGGGUUUGCCCUUGCCUGCUGGACCAUUGAAAGCCUUGCAUUUGCAUUGUGUACACUUUUCAUCUUGGGUUCAAGGGCAAAGCAACACCACCAAUGGUACCUUGAGAAAUUCGAAGACUACCCAAAAAAUAGAAAAAUUGUGAUCCCAUUUGUGUACUGA
Messenger RNA from Pterocles gutturalis (yellow-throated sandgrouse), 511 nucleotides. It is a transcript of the gene SRD5A1, whose product is annotated as steroid-5-alpha-reductase, alpha polypeptide 1 (3-oxo-5 alpha-steroid delta 4-dehydrogenase alpha 1). Gene Ontology annotation, molecular function: 3-oxo-5-alpha-steroid 4-dehydrogenase activity. The annotation marks the transcript as partial. The record is from RefSeq and is a predicted model, not a curated record. Lineage: Eukaryota; Metazoa; Chordata; Aves; Pterocliformes; Pteroclidae. Gene Ontology annotation, biological process: steroid biosynthetic process. The transcript is spliced from 4 exons.